UGCACGCAUUUCCUGGCCCACAACCUUCUACACUUACUCUCAUCCCGCCUCCAGCUGGCUCUAGUCUCCCAGGUAUAUGUCUGUAUGGCUGCCCAAAUCGUCUCCCGCACUCCUUGCGCGCGCUGCUAGUCGCCAAAACCAGCUUGUCACCCUUCGCGUAUUCGCCGUAGUAUGCCGGAGCCCGCAACUCCCGCUAACACCGCUGGGUGCUUUUGCCUCCUCUAGACGGUACGAGAGUACUCGCCCGUCACCCAGCAGUGCUCGGAAUGCCUCGACUUCUACGACAGAGCCUACUUCCGAACCCAAGCCUACCCCUCCAACGCCUAAAGAGCCGACGGAGGCGCCGCUAUCGACGAGGGUAUGGAAGAAAGUCAAGCAUGAGGCGCAGCACUACUGGCAUGGUAGCAAGCUGCUGGGGGCGGAAGUGCGCAUAUCUUCUCGGCUUGUGUGGAAGAUUCUACACGGUGAAAUCCUGACGAGGAGAGAACGCAGACAGCUCAAGCGCACAACUCAAGACAUGCUACGACUCAUCCCGUUUGCGGUAUUCGUGGUUGUGCCGUUCAUGGAGCUCUUGAUUCCUGUGGCUCUGAAGCUGUUCCCCGACAUGCUCCCCUCGACAUUUGAGGACAAAUUCGCUGCUCAAGAGAAGCAGCGGAAACUCCUCCGUGUACGCCUGGACAUGGCCAAGUUCCUGCAGGAGACACUUCGUGAGUCGGGUUUGAAAGCCAACGCACACAUUGUAGGCAGCGAGGCUUUCAAAGAGUUCUUCCGCAAGGUUCGGUCCACUGGAGAAAUCCCCUCGGCUUCGGAUGUCAUUAACGUCGCACGUCUCUUCGACGACGACCUCACGCUAGACAACCUUUCCCGACCUCAGCUCGUCUCCAUGUGCCGCUACAUGGGAAUCAACGCGUUCGGCACGGACAACUUCCUCAGAGGUAACAUUCGCCAAAGGCUCACGGAGCUCCGCCGCGAUGACCAGCUCAUCGAGCUGGAGGGCGUCGACAACCUCAGCACGUCUGAGUUGCAGGCGGCGUGCCAGAGCCGCGGUAUCCGGACGAGCGGUGUCUCCCCCGCCCGCCUGCGCGAGGAGCUCUCGACGUGGAUCACCCUGCACCUGCACAACCGGGUCAGCGGUGUCCUUCUUGUCCUUGCCAGGGCGUUCCAGUUCGACAAGAAGCCUGGUGAGGAGGAUGGCAAGACGGCUAUCAUUCAGAGCUUGGAGAGCGUCCUCUCUGGCUUGCCGGACAACUUGCUUAACGAGGCCGAGCUGGAAGUGGAGUCGGACAAGGCGAGCUUCAAGCAGAAGCUCGAGGUCUUGCAGCAACAGGAGGAGCUCAUUGAGGACGAGGAGGAGCAAGAACAGAAGGAAGAGGACGCUCGGCGGGUGAAGAGGGAGGAGGAAGCCCGUCUUGCACAGAUGCUUCUGCCUGAGACUGAGCUUCAACCUGAGAAAGCCGCAGAGAAGGAAGCAGAUGCGCGCAUGACUACGGAACAACUGAAGGAGCUUGCCGCUGCGCUGUCCAUCCUGUCCUCGAAGUCGUCCGUCCUCAAGGAACGCGAUGAGCUGCGCGCGCUGAUGGAGGAGAACAUGCAGGCAGAGGAGCAGGACCCGAAGUCGCCAGCGGCGGCGUUGACGAAGCGCAUCAGAACGAUGCUCACCAAAGUCGAUGCACAGCUCUCCGACUACGACGCUCGCGUGGGAUCGUCGCUGCAGAUGAUCUCGUGUGAUCCGCAGGGCCGGAUCUCGGUGGAAGACCUCGAGAAGGCGCUUGCCGUCAUCAAGCACAAGCCGGACGAGGAGGUCGGGCACAAGGUGAUCGAAAAAUUGGACGCGGACAAGGACGGAUUCGUAGAGCUGGAGCACGUCCUUGGUCUGGUCAGGGAGGAGGGCUUAGGCACGCUUCUCGACGACGAGGCCCAGUCCCUUAUUGGACAGGGCAACGAACUCAAGAAGAGCAAGCCAAGGAAGGAGGAUAUCGUACAGGAGUGAUCCACCCUAUUCGUUACAGCCUAGACCUAAUGUGACCGAGUCUCAAUGAUGCGAUCCGCACUGCAGAGGGCCGUGCACAUGAUUCGUGCCAAUCAACUGUGCCAAUCCUCAUUCACUGACCGGCGGUGGAGGGCCGGUGACUACUUUUUGUACCGCCACCAACUGAUGUCGACCCCAAUGCGUCUGAGAUACAGAUGCGCCGUACAAAGAUCUGGUGAAGCGGGUCGGCCCAUCAUCCAGGGCGGCGAGGGCGGUGCACCUCAGGUCUCCUGGACGCCACGUUCUGGCCACGUUUGUUCGCAGG
Fomitopsis serialis is the source of this 2294-nucleotide messenger RNA. RefSeq names its product LETM1-domain-containing protein. NCBI's taxonomy places the organism in Eukaryota, Fungi, Basidiomycota, Agaricomycetes, Polyporales, Fomitopsidaceae. The record is from RefSeq and is a predicted model, not a curated record. Gene Ontology annotation, biological process: intracellular monoatomic cation homeostasis. The coding region runs from base 77 to 1990 and encodes 637 amino acids. Gene Ontology annotation, molecular function: ribosome binding; calcium ion binding. The transcript has 8 exons. Gene Ontology annotation, cellular component: mitochondrial inner membrane.